AUGGAAGAUGCGGAUGUUACAAUAACUCUAGCUUCGGUUAAACAGGUUCAGGAUAGAUUUGCCAAUGUGCUGUUUGGGUAUUUCUUGGGUAAAAGACUAGCGUUUCCGUUCAAGUUAAAAGAAGGAAUGGAUCAAGUCUUACAAGACGGACCUUGGCUUAUAAGAAAUAUACCAUUGUUCUUGAAGCAAUGGACACCAAACACUGAACUGAAAAAGGAGGAGCUAAAGAAAAUUCCAGUGUGGGUUAAGUUGCAUGACGUUCCAUUGGCGGCAUACACGGAAGACGGUCUUAGCUUGAUUGCUUCCAAGAUUGGAUGUCUAAAGGUAUUGGAUAUUGAAACGACAAAAAUGUGCUUAGACUCUUGGAGUAGAAGUGGCUAUGCUAGAGCCAUUGUUGAGUUAGAUGCUGAUAAGGAACUGAAAGAGAUGAUUACUAUGGCUAUCCCGAAUAUGGAAGAAGGUGGUUUUUUGAAGAGUGAGGUUAGGGUGGAAUAUGAAUGGAAGCCGCCAAAAUGUAAUCCGUGCAAUGGUUUUAGGAGUGGGAUUAACAGGAGAAAGGGUAUGAAGCAGCAUUUUCAUGUCAAUGAAAAAACGAAGUUCGUGUAUAGGCCAAAGAAACAGGCUGAGAAGCUGAAUUCUAACACGCCAAGUUCGUCUAAAGGACCUCAGUUUGCUACUAGUAAUCAAUUUAGUGUUUUAAAUGAGGUAGCUGAGGAACCGGAUGAUGAAGUUCUGGAAGUUAAACUAAGCUCGGAUGAUGGGAUGCCAAAGUUCAUGGGGGAAAACUUUAAUGACGAUACGGUUAAAACAGGUGCAAGCACACCUGUUGAAGGGGUAUUAGCUAUAUUAGAAUCGCAUGUAAAGGUUCAAAAUCUCAGUAAAAUCUGUAGGAAUGUUUUUCGGAAUUGGGAUUGGUCUUCGAAUGGUAAUGUAUGCAUCAAAGGUACUAGAAUAAUUUUGGGUUGGAAUAUGGAUCAUGUCGAUGUUAUGGUGUUACAUGUUACGGAUCAGGUUAUUCAUACGCAAAUAUUGUUCAAAAAAGAAAAGACCAUGCUUUAUGUUUCAUUUGUUUAUGCUAGUAAUAGUGAUCAAGAUCGAAAACAGCUGUGGAAUGCUCUUCGAAUGCAUAAACGGAUUGCCAUGGAUAAACCUUGGGCCAUCAUGGGGGAUUUUAAUGUGGCUCUUAAUCUUGAUGAUAAAAGUAUGGGAUCUUCCGUUGUUACCAGCGCUAUAAAGGAUUUCAAUAAGUGUGUUAAUUGUAUUGAAGUUAUGGAUGUUAAGGUUCAUGGUAUGCAUUUUACUUGGAAUCAAAGGCCGAGGAAUGGUGUGGGGAUUCGGAAAAAGUUGGAUAGAAUUAUGGCAAAUGUGAACUUUAUUGACUCGUUUAUGGACGCGUAUGCUAGUUUUCUUCCUAAUGGCAUUUCGGAUCACUGUCCGUGUGUGUUAAAGCUUAUGAAGACCAGCCGUAAUAAACCAAAACCUUUUAAGUUUUCUAAUCUAUUGGCUCAUAAAAAGGAGUUCAUGGCUGUGGUUAAGACGGGAUGGGAAAUGACAGUUGAGGGGGUGCCAAUGUUUAGAUUGGUAAAGAAACUUAGAGGUUUAAAACACCUGUUUAGAUCUCUAUUGCAUAAACAAGGAAAUCUCCAUAGAAAAGUGUUAGACCUAAAGGAGGAGCUUGAUAAGUUGCAAACCAAGCUGGAUUUGGAUCCGUUUAACGUGAGUACUAAAGAAGCUGAAUCAAUGUGUGUUAAGAAAUACCAAGAUGCCUUGAUUGAUGAGGAAAGAUUUUUAAAGCAAAAGUCUAAACAAAAAUGGCUGGAGGUUGGCGAUGCUAAUACUGCUUUCUUUCAUAGUGCAGUAAAGUGCAGGAACCAUAUUAAUAAAAUCCAUAUAAUUAAAGAUACCUUUGGUAAUCUUCACGAAGGCGAUGGAGUAGCAUUAGCUCUGGUGAACCAUUUUCAGGGUUCUUUUGGUACUAAGGGCGGCUUGGGGAAGAGAGUGGAUAAUGAUAUUUUUUCUAACAAGCUUCAAUCACAUGUCGCUGAGUCCAUGAGUCGGCCGGUUACUCAAGAUGAGGUAAAAAACGCUAUUUUUCUAUUAAUGAGAACAAGGCGCCUGGUCCGGAUGGGUAGAAUGCUCCAGGAAAUUACCCAUACGUUUAUUGCUCUUAUCCCUAAGGUUCCUACUUUGGGUGUAGUUACAGAUUACAGGCCGAUUUCGUGCUGUAAUGUUGUUUAUAAGGGGAUCAGCAAGAUAAUUACUAGCAGAAUUCUUGAAGGGUUGAAGGAGAUCGUUAGUGAUAACCAACCAGCUUUCGUCCCAUGUAGGAGGAUAUCGGAUAACAUAAUGUUAACGCAGGAACUUAUGCACAAUUAUCACCGUCAGGUUGGUCCUCCUCGAUGUGCUAUGAAAGUGGAUAUUAAAAAGGCGAUUGGAGGGGAUAUUAAUUCGGUUAAGCUUAUUUUGAAGUCCCUAAAGGAGUUUAAAGAUGUUUCGGGUUUAGUGCCGAGUAAUGCUAAGAGCACUAUUUUCCUUUGCAAUGUUCCGAAUCAUGUAAAGGAGAGGAUUAUAGAACUGAUUCCAUUUGAAGAAGGUAAACUGCCAAUCAAAUAUCUGGGAGUACCGUUGUUAGCUUCUAGGCUGUUAGUGAAAGACUGUCAAGUGCUGGUGGAUCAAAUGAACAAGAGAAUCAUGGACUGGAAGAACUGUUUUCUUUCUUUUGCUGGAAGAUUACAAUUAGUAAUUUCGGUGCUCUCGUCCAUCCAUGUCUAUUGGGCGUCAGUUUUCAUAUUACCGGCUAAGAUUAUAAAGGAGCUUGAGAGUAUAAUGAAAUGGUUUCUUUGGGGUUUUGGUACAGCCUCUAAAGGAAGAGCUAAGGUUGCUUGGAAGGAGGUCUAUCUACCUAAGGCCGAAGGGGGUUUGGGGAUUAGGCGGAUUACGGACGUUAAUAAAUCGUUAAUGGCCUAUCAUAUCUUCAGUAUCCUUUCAGGCAGGAAGUCUUUGUGGACUGAUUGGGUGGAUUUAUAUAGGCUCAAGGGCCGAAGCAUAUGGGACAUCCCGGUUCACGAAUGCUCCUUAAGGAUGGAAGAAAUUAUUAAAAUGUAG
Messenger RNA from Helianthus annuus (common sunflower), 3105 nucleotides. RefSeq lists its product as uncharacterized. NCBI's taxonomy places the organism in Eukaryota, Viridiplantae, Streptophyta, Magnoliopsida, Asterales, Asteraceae. The transcript is spliced from 6 exons. The record is from RefSeq and is a predicted model, not a curated record. Bases 1 to 3105 code for a protein of 1034 amino acids.